This is a messenger RNA of Rhizophagus irregularis DAOM 181602=DAOM 197198, 790 nucleotides long. RefSeq lists its product as uncharacterized. NCBI's taxonomy places the organism in Eukaryota, Fungi, Glomeromycota, Glomeromycetes, Glomerales, Glomeraceae. The record is from RefSeq and is a predicted model, not a curated record.
UUUUUUUUUUCAUUUUUUUUUUAUUCUUUUGAUAAUUCAAAUGAUGUCGGAUUCACAAAUCCCAUUAUCGAUGUCGAUUCCAUCCCAACCACCAUCUUCUAUGCCGAUACUAACAUCAUUACCUAUUCCACCGUUAAUUUCUAUGCCGACGCCAUCAAUACCAAAUACAGACGUGAAAGAUAUUGCUAGAUUUAUUUAUUUAAAUUUAUAUUCAAAUAAAAAAGAGAAUCAAAAGAAGGCUAUUAAAACUUUUUAUGAUGUUAAUGCUGUUUUUGAGGAUCCAAUUUUAAUUGUUGAAUCACAUGAUAAAAUAAUCAAUCAAUUUCUCUUACUAUCUAGCUUACUUUCAAUAAUACCAGACAUACAAUCAAUCACUGAUAGUGAAAUAGCAGGAAAUCAUCAUUUAGUUUGUAUUGAUUCCAUAAUUAAAUUUCAAUCUCCCCUUCUUUUUCCUUGUUUACGUCUUCCUUGUUUACGUUUGAUAUUUGGUAAGAAUAACAAAUUUAGUGAAAUUACUAUGCGUAUAUUAACAAGAUUAGAAUUUAACGAGCAACAAAAGAUUGUCAGACACGAAGAUAUUUGGAGUUUAAAGGAUUUAGUAGAAUCAUUACCAAUCGUUGGAUUUUUGUAUGCAGAUGUUGCAAGGAAAUUCAAUGCUAUGGUUACCGGGUGUGCAGUUAUUGCUGCUAAAGAGGUAGCACACGCUUUGGAAGAAUGGAACAUUUGAAUUUUUUUUUGUGACACAUAUCAUUUAUAAUUAAAAUUCGAUUUUUUAUUAUAUUUUAAUUUA